AUGGCGCUCUCCACUAGUGGCGCCAGUAUAUCCAGCGUUUUCUCCUUCUUCCUCCUCGCGCUCCUGUGUGCUGCUGCGGCCGUGCUGUCGCCUGCCGCCGCGAGGACGUUCCCGGAUGCCCACAGCGGCGCCGGCGCCGCCGUCAAUGGCAGCAAGGUAUCGCUGCCGUUCCAGAGCAAGGCCGCCGGCUCCGGGAGUGGCUCCGGCAGCGGCCAUGGGUUCGGCUGGACGGUGUCGCACAAUGGGUCAGACACGACCAUCGGUUUCGGCGCGGGCGUCGGCGGCGGCGUCGGGUCCAGCCGCGGCGGAGGCUCGAGCGCCGCCGGCGGCGUCGGGGUUGGGGUGGGCGUCGACGUGGGCAGAGGCGGCGUCGACGUCGGCAUCGGAGUUGGCGGAGGCGGCGCCGCGAGCACGCGCAACGGCAGCGUCAGCGUAGGCGGCGGUGGUGGAGAAGGCAUUGGCAUCCACAUCGGCCCCGGCGGUGUGACGGUCACCCAUGGCGGCGGCGGCGGCGCGGGCGGCGGCACCGGCGGCGGGUCUUCGGGCGCGGGGAGCGGCACCGGACGGUCCGGGAACGCCGCGGGCACCGGCCAGGGCUCGGGAAGCGCGAACGGCGGCACGGGCAGCGGCGGAGGCACUGGGUCCGGCUCCAGCCAGGGAGGCUCGGCUAGCGGCGGCGGCGGCGGCACCGGAAGCGGCGGCGCCGGCGGGCAUCCGUGA
Messenger RNA from Oryza brachyantha (malo sina), 720 nucleotides. RefSeq names its product glycine-rich cell wall structural protein 1-like. NCBI's taxonomy places the organism in Eukaryota, Viridiplantae, Streptophyta, Magnoliopsida, Poales, Poaceae. The coding region runs from base 1 to 720 and encodes 239 amino acids. The record is from RefSeq and is a predicted model, not a curated record. The transcript has a single exon.